This is a messenger RNA of Cloeon dipterum, 1400 nucleotides long. RefSeq names its product neuronal acetylcholine receptor subunit alpha-2-like. NCBI's taxonomy places the organism in Eukaryota, Metazoa, Arthropoda, Insecta, Ephemeroptera, Baetidae. Bases 73 to 1323 code for a protein of 416 amino acids. Gene Ontology annotation, biological process: nervous system process; chemical synaptic transmission; signal transduction. Gene Ontology annotation, cellular component: synapse; postsynaptic membrane; plasma membrane. The record is from RefSeq and is a predicted model, not a curated record. Gene Ontology annotation, molecular function: acetylcholine-gated monoatomic cation-selective channel activity; transmembrane signaling receptor activity. The transcript is spliced from 8 exons.
AAUCGUAGACGUUUCGGCUCUUUAAGUGUGCUGCCAGCAGACUCAAGUCAUCACUUCAAUUCCAUCCUCGACAUGGACCGCACAUUCUCCUGGGUCCUUCAACUCCUCUUCGCGUGUGCAGCACUGGCACUUGUUCUCGCAGAUGAUCCAAUCCCGAAAACUCCGGCAGAAAAGUUGAAGAAGCUGUUGUUCGUUGAAAACGAAUAUGACAAAACUAUCCGACCAAGUGAAGAAACGAACCCAACGACCGUGCUAUUCGGUUUGACCAUCACACAUUUUUCUGUGUGUGACGCAACUUCGAGGCUAACUGUCAACGGAUGGUCGCGAUUCAACUGGGAAGACCAAAAGAUGCGCUGGAAUCCUGACAACUACAGCAAUUUGAAAGCCCUGCACGUGCCCUACAAUGAGCUGUGGAUUCCUGACGUUGUGCUGUACAACAGUGCCAUCGGCAAUAAAAUCAACCAGCACGGAACGACGUACAGUAUUGUGUACAACAAUGGCUCCGUCCUGUGGGUCCCACCAUCCAUCUACGAAACCGUUUGCAAAAUGGAUCUCCGCUUCUGGCCGUUCGAUCGACAGUCGUGCAAAAUUGUCAUCGGCUCGUGGACACACCACAUCGGACAAAUCAAACUGCAGCCGUGGGAAAACUGGCGUGAGCCGGCAAUUAUGAUUCCCAACGAUGAGUGGGACUUGGUCAAUGUUGACGAGCAGCUGAACGAAAAGAAAUACGACUGCUGCGAGGAGCUAUAUGCAGAUAUCACCUACACCCUGAACCUGCAGAGGCGGAGCGAGGUGUACAAGACUUUGAUCAUGACGCCCGUGUUUGUGAUUAUCAUUAUAUCCUUGUCUGCGUUCCUCCUGCCGACCCAUGCCGGAGAAAAAAUCGUCUUAAACUCAAUCACUGCGGUCAUAAUUACCUACCUUCUGUAUGAUGCGGGUCAGAGACUGCCUGCAAUCGCAUCGAAUCCUCCUCUGAUUGUUCUGUACUUUGGAUCAUGCCUACUGAUGACGGCGAUUGCUUUCUUCGAAUCCACGCUGGUGAUAAAAAUUUCCCGAAAUUACGGUACACACCCACUACCACCAUUCAUCAAGCAAGCUCUCUCCGGCUGGUUUGGUUCUUUAAUCCUGAACGGCCAGAAUUCCCAGGUUCAGAAGAAGGCGAACGAUGAGGAACUGAGCAGCAAAGGCCAGGCUGAAACUUCCACUUUGGAGUUCAACAGGGAAUGGAUUAUGUUUGCGUCGGCUAUCGACAGAAUUUUCUUCAUUGUUUACUUUUUGAUUUACCUCAUCAAGAUUAUUUCUUUCUACGUCACCGUCUUGUAAAGGGCGGGAAAUAUACUAUGAAAACAUUCUUUCAUUGUUAACUGUUUGUAUUGAAUAAAAAAUAUUAUUCCGCUAAA